ACCGAUAACAUGGAUGACCUCUGUCAACUCGACGAGUCCAUCUUCCAGGAAGAUGAGAGUCUGGUCGAUCGGAUGGAGCGACUAAAACCAAGAUUCGACAUGACCAACGCAUCUCUCACAUCGAUCUGUGGACAUCCGCGCAUUUCUAUUCACUCACAAGACGACAAAGCGUCCCGAGAAGAAACAAUCAUGUUCAACCUCCUGAUUGAACUUAUCAACGUUUCUGAUCAAGAAUAUGAUCGAAGCACCGCAGCCUCAGCUGCCGCCCAUGCGACAAAUGCACUCUUUAUCUCCAUGACCCCAGAUCCGUCACGGCGACAGACAGAAAAGUACUCAUAUGGUGCUCUAUGGACAAUAUAUUCCGAACUGUUCAACUUCAUAAAGCAGAUACCAGUCGAGCACCAUGCGAUGCAAAGGCUAGUUGACUGGGUUGCCGAGUUGAGAAAGAUACACGUACAGACGUUACAUAUCUGGGGCAAAGACAUUGAAUUGUGGAAAGGCUUGCCGCUGCUGAAUCCGGAGUGGGUCGAACUAUGCCAGGAAUACUGUGGACCACGAGAGGUCAUGCUGAGCAGGAGGUUCAGAACCUUUCGAGAUCUGUUAGAAUCAAGUGGAGGUUACACACUCUAUAAUUAUUGGAAGUAG
Messenger RNA from Aureobasidium uvarum, 645 nucleotides. NCBI's taxonomy places the organism in Eukaryota, Fungi, Ascomycota, Dothideomycetes, Dothideales, Saccotheciaceae. The record is from the annotation of a GenBank genome assembly.